UUCGUGGUAUCAACUAUCAAUACACCUUGAUAUAAACAUAAUAUAAUUGAGAUAAUUUCUUAUAAUCAUGACAAAUUAUCAUGCCAUCACGAAGUCACAAUAAUCUAAACGCUUUUAUUUUACAUUUUGCUCAAUCGUUAUUAUUUUGAAAACCGCUAAAAAAUAAAUAUUCAACUUUCGAAUUGUGAUAUGCAGUAGCAGUACCGUGCUGGGUACAAACUAAAAUUUGCAUAACAAUGGAUGCUGACAAGUUAUUUAUAGGUUCUCAACACAAACUGAUCAGUGAAAGCAGCUUAAAGUGUAACAUAGAUGAUGUCAAUCAACUACUAUCCAUCAAAAAACGUAUAUUAGAACAACCACGUAUUGAAAAAUGUGCAUCACUUGCUGAAGCUGAAUGGAAUGACGAUUUGAAGUUAGCAAAACUAACAAAAGUAACAAAAAAUCUUACCAAAAAUUUUUCACAUUCUUUGAAUAAGUCAUUGUAUUUAUACCCAGAAGAAUGUUUGUGCUUGCUAGAAAUGAAAUGUUUGUUACUAAAAUGGAAUGAAAGAAAACUGUCAAUUAAAAAUGCAUUUUCCUUAUUGUUGGCUGCAGGAAGUGGUUGUACAUUUGAACAAUGUAGAACCUAUGGUUAUUUGGUUAAAUUAGGGUUUCGGGUAUUUAAACAUGACAACAAGCUAAAAAAUAAUACGCAUGAUUCUAAAGAUGUAUCAAAACUUCCAGAUUUGUCAACUAAAAGAAAAAAAAAGAAUGCAAAUUAUAGGUCUAUACAGACUGAAAAUUCUCCUAGAGUUAUAAAAAAAAUACCUUCUCCUAAACUCAAAACUCAUUGUGAGAUAAUAUUUACACCACAAUCACACUAUAUGCCACAAAACUUACAACCAUUGUAUGAUGUUUAUUCAUACAAUCUAGCUGUGAUUUCUGGCAGUGUUGAAAUAAUUGAUUCUAAGUAUUUUGAAGAAAAAACCGGUUUAGACAAUUUGAAAGAAGAAAGCAUAAUGUACAAAUCACAACCUAUUGGAAUGUAUCCUGUCUAUGAGAAAAAUAUUCCACAAACUAUAAAGUCUGAUGAAGAAAAUAUUUUUGGGCCUAGAACUAAAAGAUUGAAAUUUACUGAAAUUAAAAGAGAUCACUCACUUAAUACUUUGACUAUGACAGCUUCCACUUCGAUUAAUGCUAAAAACUUGAGUGCUUUGAGUAGUACAAAAAAUUUGACCAUGGUUCAAGAUUGUGUAGAUUUAAAAAAUAACAAAAUUAUGGAAAUUAAUUCUUCAGUCGGCUUGAGUACUGGAAAUAACUUUUCUGCGUUUAAUAACAAAAUUAGUUUUUCUAAUAAAUUGCUUGAUGGUGAAAACAAUGAAAAAAAUCAAAACAUUAAUGAUGGAUUUGCAACAAAUUUAACACAAAAUGUAAAUUUGAGUAGAGAAGAAAAAAAUGAACCUGAUAGCAAACUACCAGAAUCUACACUAUCUGAUGAUAUUCCUGUAGAAGAACUACCCAACAUGCAUAUAAACGUACCAAGUCACAUUAGGCAGAAACUAUUGGCGAUAAAACCAUCAACUCUUCGCAAAGGGUCUACAAAAAAUGUCAAUAAUAAGCACUCUGUGCAUUAUGAUGUUUACUAUCCAGAUAAUGAUGUUCCAAAAACAUUGAGACCUGCGCCGGACUUUAGAGUUAUUGUUUUUGAAGAUGAUUUGGAAUGCUUUCCAAAUAUUUACGACAUCAAUAUUUCAAAUCCUAAUGACAAUAUACCCACAUUAUGGGCCAUUGUAAAUUCAAGUUCCGUUUCAUUUUUCAGUGUGGAUAGUAUAAUUUUGCCGAAAACCGCAGACUGGGAUAAAAAAGAUGAUUGAUUUGAAUUUAAUUGUUUUAUUAUAUUGUUAAAAUUUAUUUAUCAUACAUAAUAUUAUUUUGUACUCAUAAAUUGUAUAACUGUACCAUUUUUUAUAUAAAUGAGUUUUAAGGCUUUGUUUUGAUAUUUUACAUUUCUUAUUAUUUUGUUGUCUGUCAUAGUAUUUUAAACUAAGAAAUUUUUUUUUCUAUCUUUAAAAUCUAGGUUUAUACAAAUUAUUAUUGGAACAUUAUCAUAAAUGUAAAAAUAAAUGGUCUGGUUAUGUUUUUUGCAAAAUUCUCAUACAAAUCGUUUUUAACGCUCGAAUUGCUGACUAAAAAAAAAAUGGUGUUGCACAUCGAUUUGUAUGAGAACAUUACAAGAUAAACAGUGGUGACCGAGGUGGUGACAUUUAUUUGUUGUUAUUUAAAACACAUGAUAAAUUAACGAAUAAUUUUACAUUGUCAACUAAUAAAAAUGAUAAAAUAAUAACAAAAUUAGUGUUAACAAAGUUUUAAAUGAUCAAAUUUACUGACAUACAUUUAAGUUGUGUUACAUUAUAAAAUAAUCAUAAUUAAAUAUACUUUAUUUUGAAAACCUAUUUUUAUUUACAGUUGUUCAAUGUGAGUAUGUGACUUCCGUUAACUUCGAUGCACUUUCGAUCCGACAAUGUAAUGAAUUCCAAGUUUUUUCCAACAAAUUUGGUGUUUGACGAAUGAUAUCAGCUA
Messenger RNA from Acyrthosiphon pisum (pea aphid), 2559 nucleotides. It is a transcript of the gene Tsen54, whose product is annotated as tRNA splicing endonuclease subunit 54. Bases 237 to 1853 code for a protein of 538 amino acids. The transcript is spliced from 6 exons. Gene Ontology annotation, cellular component: tRNA-intron endonuclease complex. The record is from RefSeq and is a predicted model, not a curated record. NCBI's taxonomy places the organism in Eukaryota, Metazoa, Arthropoda, Insecta, Hemiptera, Aphididae. Gene Ontology annotation, biological process: tRNA-type intron splice site recognition and cleavage.